Molecule: messenger RNA, 621 nt
Organism: Rodentolepis nana
Lineage: Eukaryota; Metazoa; Platyhelminthes; Cestoda; Cyclophyllidea; Hymenolepididae
Source: the annotation of a GenBank genome assembly
AUGACUACUUCUAGCUUUCUUUUAUCAAGUCAACGUCUUCUCCAUCGUCACCGUCUACUCAGUCGGUUCUUUUACUAUCGUCCGGCUUCCUCUUAUCAAGUCAAUGUCUACUCAGUCGGUUCUUAUGGCAAUCGUCUAGCUUCCUCUUAUCAGGUCAACGUCUUCUCAGUCGCUUUCUCUUAUCAAGUCAACGUCUACUCAGUCGGUUUUUAUGACUAUCGUCCGACUUCCUCUUAUCAAUUCAACAUCUUCCCAGUCGGUUCUUCUGACUAUCGUCUAGCUUCCUCUCAUCAAGUCAAUGUAUUCUCAGUUGGUCCAAAUGACUACGUCAACAUCUUCUCAGAUGGUCGUUGUACAUUGACUCCUUCAGAACUCAUAGCGGUCGACGCUGAUGGUGGUGAAUGUAAAGAACUUGAGGAAAUCGGUUCAGCUCAAUCCGCUUCCUGCUCCAAAGAAGGAGUACCAGAAGUGGUUUCACAAGAUGUUGGCGGGACUUACAAGUUGCCUCUCUCAUUUCUCCUCAGGAUCCCUGUAUGUGUUCUCAAACUAAAUUUCCUUGGUCUCACGUCGAUCUCAGUCUUGGUGUACCUAUCCAAGGAAUCUCUUAUCCUAUCCUGGUGA